Anopheles coluzzii is the source of this 3591-nucleotide messenger RNA. RefSeq names its product calaxin-like. Gene Ontology annotation, biological process: calcium-mediated signaling. Gene Ontology annotation, molecular function: kinase binding; calcium ion binding. The record is from RefSeq and is a predicted model, not a curated record. Bases 2862 to 3500 code for a protein of 212 amino acids. Lineage: Eukaryota; Metazoa; Arthropoda; Insecta; Diptera; Culicidae. The transcript has a single exon.
UGUGAUGUUGUGUAAAAUUUAGUUUGAAAUUUGCCUCAAAAAAGGCAAUCAACUUGUUUCAAUGUUCGACUAUCCAAUCAGUGUGCCCCCCGCAAAAACCAAUCACCCCACCGUCAAACCGACAAUCACGCAAAACAUGCGCGGAAAAGAGUUAUGAGCUUUUACUGUUGUUGCGCCCUGCUGUGGAAGGGACUUUUGCGCUGCUUUCUUUUGCUGCUGCCCCCUCGCUUGGUUGGGCGUGAACAUGCAACAGCAAAGGAAGCUUUUUUCGCAAUCUGGUAUUAGAGGCUAGUAAAUAAAUAAAUCCAGCUCUUUGGCACAAACAAGGUUAUUGUUUUAUUUUGCGCGUGAAUUGUGAAAGAUUGCCUCACCAAUCAUUCUCCCGCACGGCUGGUUUGAGCGGAUUGCGGCGCUUUGCGCGAUAUUAGACAUUCAAAUAUCGCCCUGUUGACGUGUAACCGUGUCCCUUUGGAAAAGGUGGAAGGGAAUAGAUAGCACGCGGGAAACAAAAAAAAAAAAACAUCCAACCCGUUUCAAGCUCCAUGCCCGCCGUCAACGUCAACUGUUUGCAGCCGCCGCUUCCGCCAGUUUGACCGGAUUUCCGACACGGCUCGGGAAGGCAAUUUAGUAUAUGUUGAUGUGUGUAUGUGUGUGUUUGUGCGUAUAUGCGUAGCUUCAUCGUGCACGGGCGUACCCGCUCUUUCGAUGGCACGUGAGUGUGUUACCUAAUUUGAAUAUAAAUAACAUCCGAUUCCACACGCAAAAUGUUGCACGCCGGGUGACAAUGGGGGGUACGGUGCGGAAGCAUGCGGUGAAGAAAUAUUGUCACUGAAUAAUCAUCACGGUCCUCCCUAUACCCACGCAUUCACACACACACGCUCAGAAGCACCACUUGCCAAUUGGGGUUGGGAGAGAUGAAAAACUGUCAACGCGACCCCGGAGGCCAAACGGAAGCGCAAUUUAAGUUCCAUCAUAAACUGUUCCGGUACACGGAUUGAACGGGGUCUGGGAAGUGGCGCAUGGGAUGGAGAGGAGGCGAGCUGAGUGCCAAGUGUUUCAAACUUUCGCACUUUUGAAAGCACAGCGAAAGGAUCUUAAUCACUGGUUGGCGGUCUUGUUAGGUGUAUAUGAACGGGGGAAAUUCUAGUGACAUGCUUCCAACUUUAUCCGUUUUUGUAAGUUUCGUGAAGGAACUAUUGACAGUAUGUAAUGAAAUAUCGAGCUUCUGUGUCAUUGGGAUGUUUCUAGAGAGUUGAGCUCGUUCACUGGAUUUAAUGCUGGUUUGAGUCCGACUUUAUCGACCAAAAUAGGGAGGAACGAAUUCAUUAACUCACAUCAGAGCUCUCGCAUAAGCCUGCUCGGUCAAUGAAGACCUGUGAAGGGCCAGCGGCAGGAUUUAUUUUUCGAUGCGUUGCUGUAUAUCCCGCUUCGCUUCGGGACAACUUUUGUUUUCCACACCGUGUGCACGCGCUGACGCUGUGUGUGAAUUAUGAUAAACACUUGGCAAUCGCGGGCGAACAUUUCGGAUUACGUGCCGGAUUAAGUGAUUUACGGGGCUGGUUUGACACGGCCGACUUACCAGGUUUCGCUCCAGGUUCUCUCUCUAUGUGUGUUUGUGCCCUAGCCCUACGAAUCGCCCGACCGAUUAAUCCUUUUGCAAUGUGAAGCAAAACCCACACAGCAUCGCUUCAAACCCCCGUCACUACCUCAUUUGCAUCACAACCUUCCUCCCGUGGAAAAAAGCAAUAGGCACCGGGACGCCCAUUACCUCUCCACGUUCUCCUCGGCACCGAUGUAGCGCCGUGAAUUAUGGAUUUCCAAUUAGAAGUUUAUUACCCGAAGCGUUCCCUUGUUUCCUGUCCUGUUUCGUGUGCGGCAGGCGGGAUGAAAAACUUUGCAUCAACAUUUAAACGCCAGCCAGAGAGGCUUUAAGGUGACACGGUUCGAGGGGUGAGCGUUUGUAUGGCGUCUGUCGGGAGAAGGUGGAGCGAAUUCGGACAAAUUGCUGCCUGUGGUGCGAGAUAUAGAGACAUUCGAAAUUGCUAGCACGGGUCGGUACGCGUGUGUGUGUAUGUGUGUGUGUGUUGGGAGAAAGUGGAUGAUUUGAUGAAAAUUUGGGACGCGCCGUAAUUAUGGAAAUGGAAUAGACAUACUCUCGAGCCGAAAGGGACGAAGGCGUUCGAGAGGUCGUGCCGGUCAUCAAGUGGGAAAAGUUAUCGUAUCGUGAGAGGCACAUACACAUACACACACACACAGUGAGGUGGACGAGCGUGGUUAGAGAAGUGAGGGAUGGCACUCAGCAAAAAGGGACGAUAUUAAGAAGGUUAAUUCAAUUUACCAAAUAGCAGCAGGUGGCCUUGAUGAAGUUGGCGGUGAACGGCACCCGGGCACAGACUCCAAGCUGCGCUCCAGUACGGGCUGGAGGACAAAGUUUUCCUGUACCUGCGGCUUGCUUUCACGAAAACUCCUGCAAGUACAGCGCCACUCGCACGGGGUGGACAAGGCAGGGAAAUUAAUAUCAAUUGCAUCGUAAAAAAUACGAAGCGCUAGUAAUAACCGUGCUUCUUCUGAAGAUCUUUCGGCGCAUCCAUCGUUUUCGUUGGUGGUUGGAAAGAGUGGUUAGUGUGUGUGGGGGGAGGGAGUGCGUUCAUUCCGCACCAAAACUUUGCCAGUUCACAGUUCGCUAGAGUACAACUUUUUAGAAAACACCUGUGUGCCAUUUUCUUUGGUAAAAAGAUACCUUUCGCGAAGGAGUCUGGUGACAGCGUAGUAGGCUGUGCUAGUCAUCGCGUUCGUCAACGCUACAAGUUGGGCGUUGGGAAAGAGGAAGCUUUGCACCCGGGGUGUCGUUCCGGGGGACCAUGAAUCUAGACGUGACACUCGACACGGCGGAGGAGAUCCGGUUUCUGAGCAAGGUGAGCGGUCUGGUGAAGCGGUUGGCCCGCUCGACCCACUUCACCCACCAGGAGCUGGAGGUGGUGCUGCUGCUGUACUACAAGAUACUGAAGAACGAUCCGGACGCGGCCGGGGGACAAAUCUCGCGCCAGCAGCUCACGACCGUGUUCGAUACGGCGUUCGGCAUUACGGAUAUGGCGGUGAUACGGCGCAUCUACGCCGCGCUGGACGGGGGAAAUAGCGCGCACGUGUCGAUGGAAACGUGGGCCCGGAUGGUGUCGCUGUACGUGCGCGGUACGCUCGAGGAGAAGAUCCAGUACUGCUACCGGGUGUACGACAUCCAGCGCGAGGGCAUGAUCCGGCGCGACUUCCUGAUGGUGCUGAUGAGGGGCUGCGUCCGGCAGGAGGAAGGCGUCGAUGAGGCGGUGAAGGAUCUGGUCGACAUCUUGAUGACGCGGCUGGACCUGGAUCGGGACGGGGCGAUUUCGUUCGAGGACUAUCGGAAGAGUGUGAUGGGCACGCCGCUGUUGUUGGAAUGUCUUGGCCAGGCGCUGCCGGAUCGAAUUCACGUGGAAGCGUUCGCCACGACGUUUCUGGUUAUGUAGGUGGAAACGGUAGUUUGAUGGGUGAGGAUUAGUUUGAGCAUGGAAAUUCCGGAAUAUUGAACAUUAAAUCUUUCGAGAGUAGCAAGUGAAA